UUUGAUUAUAAAAUGCGAAAUAAGUGAAGUAAAUAACAUUAUUUAUUUAAUAAAUUGAUAGAUAAAGAAGAUGUUAUACUUUGCUCUCUUGCUGCUGAUAACAAUUGUCCAGAUAUUCUGCGAUGAUGACCUUCUUAUUUCUCUACCGAAUGGACAAAUUCGAGGAAUUUCAGUAACUCCUCCUGUUACUGGUGAUCUAACUUAUUAUGCUUAUUUGGGUAUACCGUUUGCUGCCCCACCUGUGGGUAACCUAAGGUUUCAGCCACCACAACCUGUCACCAACUGGGAAGGAAUUCUGGAAGCCAAUAAUAAUUCCGUGUCCUGUUACCAAGUUAAUAAAGAGGAAAAGUAUCAAACAGAAGAUUGCCUUUAUCUAAAUGUUUACACACCACUAAAACCUGAAGAUACCCGAAAACUGCCAGUUCUGGUUUCCAUUUAUGGAGGAACUUUCAUACAUGGUCAUGCUAAUUAUAAUAACAAGCUACCUGCUUUCCUUAUACGUCAAGAUUUGAUUCUGGUUACAUUUAAUUAUCGAGUUGGACCAUUUGGAUUCCUAUCGACCGAUGAUGGAGUCAUUUCUGGUAAUAUGGGUUUGAAAGACCAACAAUUUGCUCUCAAAUGGGUACACGAUAACAUUGAGUACUUUGGUGGAGAUCCACAACAAGUAACUAUUAUGGGUCAAAGUGCUGGUUCAGCAUCCGUUACUUAUAACCUUCUAAGUCCAGGAUCUAAAGGAUUGUUCAGAGCUGCAAUUGGUAUGAGUGGUUCAGCUUUGUGUACCUGGGCGUACCAAAGAAAUGCUGAACAGAUAGCUUAUGGAAUUGCUGCGGAAAUUGAUCCGACGUUUAAUGUAACCAGAUCCACUGAGGAGUUACUAGAGUUUCUAGUAAGUGUGGACGCAUCUUCGAUAGUCGCCACUGGCAAUAAAUAUAAAGUAUUUGCGCCUGUAAUAGAGCCACCUCACGAAGGUGCUUUUAUUUCUGAUUCGAUGUAUACUUUAGUAGAAAACGGCACAUUCAAUCAAGUGCCGGUUCUCAUGGGUUUUAAUUCAGAAGAAGGUAUAGGAGUAGCUAGCGAUAUGGAAUCAUGGAAAAAACGUGUCCAAGGUUAUGAUGAUAAUCCUAGUUUACUAGUUGAUUCUGAUAUGUACAUCUUUAACAGUGAUAUUAAAUGGGAAGUAGGUAAUAAAAUAAGAAGUAUCUACGUAGGAGAUCAGCCAUUUGGUGAUAAUGUCGGUAAAGCCGUUCAGUAUUACAGUGACAACAAAUUUAUCCGAGCAAUUAUAAAAUUUGCUGAAUUACUUUCGAAGCAUGUUGAUCUACACUUUUACGAAUUUACAUAUCAUGGAGAAUUGGGACAAAACAACAUUUCAAUUCCAGGUAUUGGUAAGGUUGUACACGGUGAAGAUCAAAAAUAUUUUUGGGCUUAUUACGAUAACUACGACCAGUAUCCCGAAUCAGAUAAGAAAGUUCUUCAAAGAUACGUCACAUUGAUGUGUAAUUUUGUAAAAUAUCUGAACCCUACUCCUACAAAUGAUGAGCUAUUUGACAACAUCAUAUGGCCAUCCGUAACUGAAGGCGAUUUCACUUAUUUGGAUAUCGGAGAAAAUUUAAAUUUAUAUAAAAAUCCACGGAAUUUCUCAUACGGAUCAUGGGUGGAUUUAUACGAACAAUAUGCUCUGAAACCAUAUAUUUCCUUCUAAGAAAAAAAAAAUAAAACUUGUGAUUUAAA
Messenger RNA from Diorhabda carinulata, 1731 nucleotides. Its product is annotated as carboxylic ester hydrolase-like. The record is from RefSeq and is a predicted model, not a curated record. The transcript has 11 exons. NCBI's taxonomy places the organism in Eukaryota, Metazoa, Arthropoda, Insecta, Coleoptera, Chrysomelidae. The coding region runs from base 71 to 1702 and encodes 543 amino acids.